UUUUCCCAAACCACAUUUACAGUCACUAACCAAUGACAAAUUGCAAGCUGUGCAGCCAGUGAAAUGGCUUGCCUGUAGUUGGUGUCUUGCUUGCUGAUAUGCGGUCCCACCCUCGCCAACAGAUGAGCACACUGAGCAAUGUGGAGUCUGAAGUACAGCUGGAAACGGUCAUUGUCCAGCCUCAGCUCCUGGACCAGCUGGUUAAAUUCCCCAUGCCACUCCCAGGUCUGGAGGAUGGGACGCACCCACAAACAAUGGGCAGAGCAGUGCUGUUUCCUCCUCAAGUACACCAGGGCAACAGCUAGAGCGAUGUUUCUCUCCAUGGUAACAUCACAGCAGGCUGUCACCUUUAAAAAUACUAGCACUCAAACUGAUACUCCUAGCAGGACAACAGUUGGCAAAUGGCUGUCCACUGGGACACUGAAAGAACAUGUAAGAAGCAAAGGCACCCAGGCAGUGUCUUCUCUCAGUGUUGGCAUAGAAACCACAUUCGGUUCACCAGAUUUCACACUAUCUUCAACACCUAUACAGGGACCAGGGUUCAGACCAAGGAAGAGACCUCAUCUUGAGUUUGAGGAAGAGCUGGAAAAGGUAUUGGGAUUGCCAUUCACAGCAUAUGAAAAUUACAAUCAGUGGACCUUUUCUACAAAAAGCAUUUUGGACCUUCAGCUUUUUCAGAGCAAUGAAGUAGGUCGUAGUUACCACAUGGAGAAGGAGGGACUGAAAAGAAGCCUAGACCUUCUGGAGUCAAAUGGUUUGUCUUUGGAAUACAUUGUUAUUGUCAUCAACAGAUACAGAAGUUUCUGAAGGAAUGCAACAUCACAUAGUUGUACGACGUGUGACAUUUUGAGAAAGGGCCUGAGAGGGUAGCCAAGUGGAUGUUACUGAUCAACCACAUUCAGGAUGUUCAUGUGCAUAAUGACUCCAUAUUACUCAAGUGUGAACAUCCUGUUAAAGUGUCAAGG
Molecule: messenger RNA, 965 nt
Organism: Thunnus maccoyii (southern bluefin tuna)
Lineage: Eukaryota; Metazoa; Chordata; Actinopteri; Scombriformes; Scombridae
Exons: 6
Coding region: 139-807 (222 amino acids)
Source: RefSeq, a predicted model, not a curated record